AUGAUUAAUAUAUCUUUUCAGUCCUUUAUUCUCUCUAAUACUUUUAAUNAAGGGAUAGAUGGUUUAUGUGCUCAAAGUUUCCCAUCGACUAAUACAGCUGGCCCAGAAAUAUGUAAAUUAUUUACUACUUGCGAAGAUAUUUAUUAUUCAACACAUGAUCAAUGUAAUAAAUCAAAUAAGUAAUGUACAACAGAUGGAUCAAAUCGUUGUAUGACACUGGGAGUAUGUUCAAAUUAUAAACUAAAUCAGAAUUGUUUUUUAAAUGAUAAAGGUUAAAUCAAAGAAAAUGGAUAAGUAAUAUCCACAGGAAUAUGCAUUUGGGAUAAAACUUAAUGUAGAGAUCAGACUUGCGAAGAUUUAGAAGGUACAAGUCAUUAAACUUGUAAACAGUAGUUAUCUAAAUGUACAUCAAAUGGAUAAAAAUGUAUAGCUUAAGAUAAAUGUUCAACAUUCUAAACACAAAGUAUUUGCUAAAAUGCUGUAGGAACUGAUGGCAUUUGUUUUUGGGAAGCUGCUUCAGCUUCAAAUAACAACAAAGCUUUGUGUAGAGUUAAAUUAUGCUCAGAUAUUUCAAAUGGAUAGACAGCAGCAAUAUGUCAACAGAACCUAUCCACCUGUAUUUCAGACGGAAAUUAAUGUAUUGCUCAAAGUAAGUGUUCUGAUUACAAAACUAUAACAGGAUGCAAUUAUGGUGGUUUAGAUGGAAUUUGUAUCUUCACAUAAUCAGUUGCUAAAGAUGCAAAAAUAGGAGAUGGUUCAUGUGCUUUGAUGGUUUCCUGUGUAAGCGCUUCUUCAUCAUAAAUAGCAUGUGAAAAAGCUAAAGAUAAAUGUGCAUGGACUCCUAAAAGUGAAUAGACUCCAAGUAAAUGCUCUCCUCAUACAUGUGAAACCUAUAAGUUAACAAAUCAAGUAUGCACCAAUCUUCUUAAUUGGAAUAAAACAAGUCAAUAAUUUUGUUCUGAAAUAAAUGGCCUUUGUUAGGCAGUUGAUCCAGCAACAUUAACAUAUUCAAACUGUUUUGUUACAACAAGUUACACAUAUACCUGGAAUGCUCAAACUAAUAAAUGUGAAUUAUGUAAGAAAAAUGUUGUUAUUGAUAAUCAAAAUAAUUAAAGUUAAAAUAGCACUCCACAAUCAACUAAUAUUGGGCUGUUAAUGACAUUUUACUUUUCAGCUUAUAUGUUUUUGACAUGA
This is a messenger RNA of Paramecium octaurelia, 1194 nucleotides long. NCBI's taxonomy places the organism in Eukaryota, Ciliophora, Oligohymenophorea, Peniculida, Parameciidae. The record is from the annotation of a GenBank genome assembly.